Drosophila novamexicana is the source of this 562-nucleotide messenger RNA. Its product is annotated as protein insensitive-like. NCBI's taxonomy places the organism in Eukaryota, Metazoa, Arthropoda, Insecta, Diptera, Drosophilidae. The record is from RefSeq and is a predicted model, not a curated record. The transcript is spliced from 2 exons. Gene Ontology annotation, molecular function: DNA binding. The coding region runs from base 50 to 562 and encodes 170 amino acids.
AAAUCGGUUUGCUCAGUUUAAAGAGUUACGCCAUCUUAGUGCAACUGCCAUGCCGGUUAUAUCUCGUGCGACACAAACGGAGCCCGCGGAUCGUCUGGCAGCUAUACAAUUGCGCUUGAAAGAACUGAAAAGCGCCUUGCCGGAAUACACCGACUUGACAGCGAAUCGUGUAGUUAAGUUUUUGCCAAAACCCAUACCUGAACGAAAAAGGCUGCACAGCAAAAAAGAAAGAUCAACAAUCUUUAUUGGCCCCAACCUGACCAGAGUCGAUCGGGCCGCCUAUCAGCGUAUAAAUUGGGACUGUUACUCACUGGCCACGCGGGCCCUGUUGGACGCAGUCUUUGACAAGCAGACACUGGCCACAAGGAAUAUUUCGGGCAUAAAGCUGGGCUCAAUGGGCCGCAUGAGGUCCACGGAUUAUAUACUGGAUCCGCUGAAGGUCAGCGAUAUUGUGCAGCUGGUGCAGCACAAGUGCAAGGUCAGCGAAACCGUCAUACGAAAAAUUAUCAGUAUCAAAUGCUCGGACACAGCCAAUACGAAGCGCUUUAAAAAUAUUAUAUAG